AUGGAGUUCGACGAUGAGAUGGGCUAUGCUGUAGCAGGACCUGGUUCCUCACGCUCAAACAGCCGACCGCCCCGCGCACGCUGUCAAGCACCCCAGGAAUCCGUCAAGCAGUUCUGGGAACAAUUCAACACCAAGUACCCUGGCAAAGUAUACACGGUGCUACCGGACAAUCCGUAUGCACGGACGCGGGCCAAGCACGUCCCCAGCGGCCGUAUCCAGGGCCACGAGGCCGUCAAAUCGUACGAACAGGCGUACCAGGAAUGUGAAAAAUCCGUCGACCGUAUUGUCAAGGAAUGCGAGCGUGUGAAUCAGAAAUACUCGGACCCGCACUUUGAUAUCGAGCUAGACCUGAAGUCUGGCCGGAGACACUAUCUCGAUGGAUUGGAUAAGGAGAAUGUGGAGUUCAGACCGCAGGGAGUGAAGAGAGUGACUGAAAUCUUUGAAAAUCCGCAGUUUUUUGUUAACGGGCCUACGGCGUCAGAUGUGCGACAGGGAUAUGACGGAGAUUGCUGGCUCAUGGCUGCGCUUUGCACUAUGGGGAACAAGGAGGAGCUGAUCAAGAAGAUUUGCGUUGCUCGCAAUGAAGAGGUUGGGAUUUAUGGAUUUGUUUUCCAUCGAGACGGCGAGUGGCAGCAGUGCAUUGUAGAUGACAAGCUUUAUCUCCGCGCUGCUGACUACGAUGAGUCUGUUAUCGAGCGACCCAUCUGGGACGAUAUCAACCGGACUGAUGCGGAGGAAGAGUACCGGCGAGUCUACCAGACAGGCUCGCGGGCCCUAUACUUCGCGCAGUGCGUCGACGACAACGAGACUUGGCUACCUCUUCUAGAGAAAGCAUUUGCAAAGGCCCAUGGAGACUACUCCGCGAUCGAAGGUGGAUUCGUUGGUGAAGCUAUCGAGGAUCUCACUGGAGGCGUCACGUCUGAGGUGUUAUCCAGCAAUAUUCUCAACAAGGACCGUUUUUGGACCGAGGAAAUUAUGAAGGUCAACAAGGAAUUCCUGUUUGGUUGCGGGACAGGCCUCUUUUCAAACUGGUUAGAUCCCAAGUACCAAGGUCCACCAAGGGAUCGAAAGGGUAUCGCGGAGGGUCACUCCUAUUCCAUCAUGGAUGCCCGGGAGGUUGAAGGGCAUCGACUACUGCGGCUGAGGAACCCAUGGGGUCGCAAAGAAUGGUACGGUGCCUGGGGUGAUGGGUCCAAAGAAUGGACGGCCGAGUGGAUGGAAAAGCUUGGCCAUAAAUUUGGCAACGAUGGUCUCUUCUGGAUCUCUUAUAAAGACCUGCUCAAGAAAUACCAGCACUUCGACCGGACUCGACUUUUUGGGCCUGAAUGGACCAUUACCCAGCAAUGGACUACCUUGAAUGUCCCCUGGUCCGCUGAUUAUCACACCACUAAAUUUAUGAUGGAAGUAAACACCAGCGGUCCGGUAGUCAUUGUGCUAUCCCAGCUUGAUGCGCGUUAUUUCAAAGGACUAGCCGGCGAGUACAGCUUCGUGCUCAAGUUCCGCUUGCAGAAAGCCGGAGAGCAAGAUUACCUCGUGCGCAGCCAUAGCAGCCAUUUCAUGGGCCGAUCUGUUAACGCCGAGAUCAACCUUGACCCGGGUCGCUAUCACGUCCUGAUGAAAAUCACAGCCUUCCGCCACGAAGACGUAGACUCCACCGAGGAGAUUGUCCGCCAGGUUGCCUCGACGAGAAGAGAGAAACUAGUGCAGGUGGGUCUUUCAUACGACCUGGCGCAUGCGAAGGGACUGGUGGGCGAGACAGAUCAAGAAAAGCGGGAUGAGGAGCUUUUCAAGGCAGCCGAGCGGAGAAAGCUUCGCGAUGAGAUCAAGAAAAGGAUGCAGAAGGACUGGAUCCGCCGCCAGAAGUCAGAAGCCCGACACCAGCGCAUGGAAGCACGGCGCGGGAUCAGCACCCCGAGCGGCAGCUCCUAUGAUCCAAACCUCGAAGGCGAUUUUGCCACCAGCCAAAUCCUGGCAGAUAAACCAGUUGAGGAUUCUCCUGUCGACGCUGGAAGCAUCUCAAGCGAGAGGAGUGAGCGCCGUGUCAACGGUUCUGUCCCGACCAUCCACGUCAACGGUGGCCAUGGCCACGGCCUGCACGCGAGACACGCGAGCGGUGCGUGGAGACGUAGAGCCGAUUCUUCCCGUCCCAGUUUAGAUACUCGUGUUGCUACAGAGGCUCUAGACCAGGGUGACCUUGAGUUACUAGAAGGAUUCGAAUUUGACAGCGAUAUCGAUAUGCCUCCUGACGAGACAGAUGUGAAGAAUCAGCCUCCAUCGAUGGGCUUUGAUGAGUGUCGUCAUGAUCCGUGGAAUGCUGUCUGUGUGGUUGGCCUCCGUGUUUACUCCAAAGAUCCGCAGUUGGUCUUGCAGGUUGUGCGUCCUGUGCCAGAGGAUGAUACCGAAGCUCCUCUGGACCGAGACGACCCUGCGGCGUCGGCGACUACAUCUAAGUGA
Penicillium verrucosum is the source of this 2454-nucleotide messenger RNA. RefSeq lists its product as uncharacterized. Bases 1 to 2454 code for a protein of 817 amino acids. The transcript has 6 exons. The record is from RefSeq and is a predicted model, not a curated record. Gene Ontology annotation, cellular component: cytoplasm. Gene Ontology annotation, molecular function: calcium-dependent cysteine-type endopeptidase activity. Gene Ontology annotation, biological process: proteolysis. Lineage: Eukaryota; Fungi; Ascomycota; Eurotiomycetes; Eurotiales; Aspergillaceae.